ACAGACUGGAGAGCAGUUCUCGGUUCCGCUGCCCCAGCCAGCGCCCACGGGAGACGACAUGGCCCAAGAGCGUCCUUCCUGCACCCUGGAGCCUGAGCACCUGCAGCGGCUGCUGCUGUCCUCCCAAGAAGCCAAGAAGUCCGCCUACUGUCCCUACAGCCGCUUCCCGGUGGGGGCCGCCCUGCUCACCCGGGACGGGAGGAUCUUCUCGGGGUGCAACGUGGAAAAUGCCGUCUACCCACUGGGCAACUGUGCUGAGCGGACUGCCAUCCAAAAGGCCAUCUCCGAGGGACAUAAGGACUUCAAGGCCAUUGUUAUCUCCAGUGACCUGCAAGAUGACUUCAUCUCGCCGUGCGGGGCCUGCCGGCAGGUCAUGAGAGAGUUUGGCACCGACUGGGCCGUGUACAUGACCAAGCCGGAYGGCACGUACGUGGUCAAGUCCGUCCAGGAGCUGCUGCCCGCUUCCUUUGGGCCUGACGACCUGCAGAAGAUCCAGUGAAGGCCGAAGAACACCCCCUGUCCAGGAGGGCCUGGUUCCCACAGCUGCUUAAGGGGACAGCCACCCAGAAAACCUACUAAAGAUGUCUUUGCUGACCUAAGGACACCAGCCAAACGGGGUCCCGUCAUACAGGGGCCUGGGAGGACCGCUUUUCCAAAGUCCACUCAAGCACCAUGAGGGGACAGGGCUUCUCUCACCAGGCAGGAGCCCUCCUGCRCCCUGUCCACCCUGGGGUCAGAGCGCCCUGUCCCUGGCUUUCCCUCCCAUGGCCCUCUUUAAAGCUCCACGCCUGGACGCUGCCCCAGCCUGAGGUCCUGGCCUGUUGCAGCGGCUCUGCUUGUCACCCACAGCCCGAUUUGCACAGAUGUGUUUGCUUUCUGUCGCUGCAGCUCUUCACAGGCACAGGGCCAUCUGUCCCUUUUAGAAGGACCUGGACAGUCUACUUGGGAGAAGGCAGAUACUUUAAAAUUGUGCCUCUCUUCCAUCUGCUACCAUUUGUACCUCGACUGUCCCCAAAAGCCCAUGUCUAAAAGGCUUGGUCCCCAGCCUGUGGCACUGCUGAGGGAGGGUGAGACCUUUAAGGUGGGAGACCUUCAGGUCAGGGGUGGCAUGACCUUGUAGGGCACUGUGGGAGCCCAGUCUUUUCCUCUCUUUUGCUUUCCUGUCAUGAGGCUUUUGCUCCUGGCACCCCCUCCUGCCAUGAUGUGCUGCUUUUCCAUAGGCCCAAAGUCAGGGGACAAACCAGUCAUGUACUGAAGCAU
Molecule: messenger RNA, 1260 nt
Organism: Urocitellus parryii (Arctic ground squirrel)
Lineage: Eukaryota; Metazoa; Chordata; Mammalia; Rodentia; Sciuridae
Source: RefSeq, a predicted model, not a curated record